CAGGAGCGGGAGCAGGACCAGCCCUCGGAAAGGGACGGCCCCUCAACAGAGGAGGACCCUGCCCCUCUUGCCCCCCUCCCCCUCUCCACCACUUCGACGACGUCGUCCCCCUCCCUGCGGAAUGCGCUGCGCGGCCUGACCGUCGUCGUCAUGCACGUCAAGGAGACCAUGGUGGACGGGCCGCUGCCGGGGGAUGUCAUACUGGAGGAGCUGUGGGAGCAUGAGCGGGCUGGGGGGCUGGGGGUCGAGUUUGUGGUGAGUCGGGCGGGGGCGGGGUAUUUGUUUUAG
Messenger RNA from Chaetomium fimeti, 288 nucleotides. RefSeq lists its product as uncharacterized. The record is from RefSeq and is a predicted model, not a curated record. Gene Ontology annotation, molecular function: 3',5'-cyclic-AMP phosphodiesterase activity. Gene Ontology annotation, biological process: cAMP catabolic process. The transcript has a single exon. NCBI's taxonomy places the organism in Eukaryota, Fungi, Ascomycota, Sordariomycetes, Sordariales, Chaetomiaceae. The annotation marks the transcript as partial.